CGGCAGAAGUUGAAACUUGAAGAAUACUUCGAGAGAAAUGGCGGGAGAAGCUGAAGCACCAAGGAGGGCUUAUGGCGCUCCUCCAAGAGCAACUCAUGCUCCUCCUCGUCCUCGUUUGGAGCCUGUUGAUCGAGAAAAGACUUGUCCUUUGCUGCUUCGCGUUUUCACGAAGAUUGGGAGUCAUCAUUUCAAUGAAGACUUCGCUGUGAGGGGCAAGGAGCCGAGGGAUGAGGUUCAAAUUUAUACCUGGAAAGAUGCUACUCUUCGCGAACUAACUGAUCUGGUCAAAGAGGUAGCUCCAGAAGCCAGGAGGAGAAAUGCUAAACUUUCCUUUGCUUUGGUUUAUCCCGAUAGACAUGGUCGGUUUGUAUUGAGAGAGGUAGGGAAGACAUUCUCGUUUGGAAAUAGACGAUUAGACGAUAGCUUGGCUUUGGGAGAACUUGGUUUUCAGAUUGGAGAUUACUUGGACGUGGCAAUCAUAUAGGGUAUGUGGUGCGUUUAUAUACUAAUAAUUUGCCUAUGGUGAAGAACAAAAAGAAUGAGGAUAUUAACUUCAAUCUUGUAAUGUAUAUUCCAUUUAAGAAUUGGUCGAAAAUCCUUUACCUUGUAUGUUUUCUUCCCCUGUGCCAUAUGAGGUAGAUCGUGAUAGUCAUUGUCACGUUCCUUUGAGUUACCUUCUUGAUGUAUUGCAUCAGAUGAACCGGGCCAUAUAAUAGAGUUUUCGUUGGGACGAUAA
Molecule: messenger RNA, 736 nt
Organism: Cucumis melo (muskmelon)
Lineage: Eukaryota; Viridiplantae; Streptophyta; Magnoliopsida; Cucurbitales; Cucurbitaceae
Product: histone deacetylase complex subunit SAP18
Exons: 6
Coding region: 38-484 (148 amino acids)
Biological process (GO): negative regulation of DNA-templated transcription
Cellular component (GO): nucleus
Molecular function (GO): transcription corepressor activity; transcription factor binding
Source: RefSeq, a predicted model, not a curated record